CCGGCUUACGCGAACGCCUCCGGAUUUCGAAUACGCGAACGCCUCCGGAUUCGAACUCGCGAGCCGCACGAGCCUCCCAUUCACAAACAGAGGAUCAGCUGAGAGAGGGAAAAGAAAUAGUUACGGAAACAUGCCCAUUUUAGAUAAAGACCAGAAAGCUAAGGGCACACCGGAAAAGAAGGUAGGCAUCCACACCGACAGCAGAGGAAACGGAAGUAGUGAACAACACAGCAAAGGCAGAAGGUCAGAAACGCAAGAGGAAUGAAGAGUCCUCCGAGGAACCAAAGCAGAAGAAGGGGAAGAUAAAGCCAAAGCAGGGUGGGGUGAAACUUGAAGGAGAUCUGCUGAAGAUACACCUGAAGCGGGAGGAGGAGAACUGCGCACGAACUCUCCUCAUCAGUACUAACCCCCCAACCAUCACAGGAGCUCUGUCGGUCAGAGUCAGGCAGAUUGGCCUUUGCACUGCAGAAUUCAAAACCAAGGCUGAAGCACUGAAGAAAAAGGCAGAAUUGGAGAAACAGGAAGGAAUCAAGUUGGUAAAACACCCAGAGGUCAAGAAAGGGGACAGAAUGGUGAAUCCUAUGAAGUUAUACAUUGAGCAUGUGCCAGAAGAGAUCACAGAAGAGGAUUUGAAAGAGGCUUUCCCUACUGCUAGAGCAGUCAGUCUUAAUUCUGAAAGACGGUAUGCCAACCCCACCUUCGAGACAAAAGAGGAGGCGGAGAAGGUCUUCAGGGAAAAGGAAAAUUUCAAACUCAACGGGAUUAAGUUGGCCGUCCUCUUCAGCAACAAGGGUUAGGGGCCAUGCUAAAUCUAACUGGGAAAUGGAUGAACUUCAACAAACUGGGCAACUUGUAUAAUCAUAUAAUAGACUGUAAGAGUUGAUAAGAAUUACAGAUAUUCUUGGCUUUUUGUUAUUGUUUGGUAUAUGUAGAUUAUAAGAUAUAGGCCAAAGUGUGAACGAUUUGCUGAUGUUCAUUUAUAAAAUGAAUAAAUAGAAAUUAUGUUGUUA
This is a messenger RNA of Penaeus monodon (black tiger shrimp), 1010 nucleotides long. RefSeq lists its product as uncharacterized. Lineage: Eukaryota; Metazoa; Arthropoda; Malacostraca; Decapoda; Penaeidae. Gene Ontology annotation, molecular function: RNA binding. The record is from RefSeq and is a predicted model, not a curated record.